ACGGAAAGGAGCGUUGGAGUUUGCCGCUGGUGUGAUAGAAUAGAAUACAGCAAGCGUGAGGAGGCGAGGCCAUGGGCAACGCCGGGAGCGCGCCGGAGCAGGCCAAGAACUCCGCGGAUGGGGCUUCCGAUGCGGAGGCCCGCCGCGCGCCGCCGUCCACGGUCCGUUUCUUCCCCGAUGCGGAGCGCCAAAAGGCCCGGCAGCCGCCGCCGAUAAAGCUCGAGGAGGAGGAAGGCGCCCCGCCGCCGCCCGCAACCGAAGAGGAGAUGGCCCCGCGCAACCUCUGGCAGGUGUAUGCACUUGGGGCGUUCAUUGUGUUGAGAUGGGCCUGGGCCAAGUGGAAGGAGAACCAGGACAGAAAGGACUCACCAGAUGAUGAUGGAGGUGCACCGGACGGGUCGACUUAAUCAUGGUUUGCUGCAUGGGCCUGGCUCUGCUCUGGUAGCUAGCAGCGAAGAUGAAUGCUAUUUCGCUUUGCGGAUAAUGAUGGAUCACUCUACCCAUCAUAUAGUGGUCACCAAUGUUGCUAUGCAAUGGAGGACCAUGUAUUUGCUGCCAUUUUUGCAAGUGGCGUUCUGUGUUUACUCUAGUAAACUCCCUUUUUUUAAUCUCAGAUUUAUUACUGUUACCAUCUGUGAUUGCCUGCUUGUUUUCAACUUGCAAUCUCGUACUGCUUGUUUACUGUUAAACCGUGCCAACGAUGGAUUGCUCGUGAGGUGGAUAUUUUAACAACAA
Messenger RNA from Setaria italica (foxtail millet), 735 nucleotides. RefSeq lists its product as uncharacterized. The transcript is spliced from 2 exons. The record is from RefSeq and is a predicted model, not a curated record. Bases 72 to 407 code for a protein of 111 amino acids. NCBI's taxonomy places the organism in Eukaryota, Viridiplantae, Streptophyta, Magnoliopsida, Poales, Poaceae.